CCGAACGCUUUAUUACAUUUAAAAAAGUGCUAAAAUGUGCAGUGAAAAGUGGCCAGUGUGUUAUGUGAAAUUUAAAAAAUAAAGUGCUUUAACCUUUUUAAUUUUUUAAAAUUGGAAUGUUUCCAGAUUUGUACUGUUUGACGUGACCUGUUGACAGUGCAAAAAACAAAUGACAGUGCCUUCAAGUGAAGUGACAGCCCUGGAUUUUCGAAAAUGGAACGUGGUGUUUAAAACUAAAUAGAAAAGUUAUAAAUUCAAAAUUCCGAACGUAAUUCUUUUCUGGAUUUUAGAUAAUUGAACGCGGUUCGGUUAGCUAAAAUCUCCUUUCAACUAUCCGAUUGGCGAUUAAAAACUCUUUCUUAGAUAAAAUCUUUUUUCAAAUUCUCCUGUCUGCUUUUCUUUUCUUUUUACAGAUACGAUUUCCUUUUUAAUCAAUUUUAUUAGUGUACGGGAACAAGUGAACUACAAUAAAAUAAAAAAAAUAGUGCCUUAAUAAUAAUUUAAGAAGAAAGAGAAGUAAAAAUCGCAAUCACGGAGGCAAAAUGCGAAAACAUCUGUUACUUUUUAAAAAGUUAAUACCUGAAAUAAAUUUCGCAAAAAGAAAUCUUACUUCGCCUCUCGGUCGAAUCAUAUACAUCAGUUAAAACCGACCCAACCUAGUUGAAAAGUCGGUGCCAUAAAAACUUCCCAAAAAAAAAAACAGUUGCCUUAAGACAAAGUCGAACUAAAAUAGCAACACCAAAAAAGUGAUACAUUUUUUUAAAAAAGAGAUGCGAAUUCGAUUCGCUAAGGAGUUAUACUGGCCGAAAAUAAAGAUAACUUAAUUUUCUUCGGAAAUUUGAAAAGAGAAAUUAUGAAUAACCAGUUUCACGAGCUGUUUGGUUCGCAAUGGCCACCGGAUCAGCAUGGAGGGCAUUCGAGUGCUUCCACCAUGCUCCAUCAGGGGCAGAUGCCCCAAAUGCAACUGAAGAGGGAGCCCCACCCCGAAGGACAGGGUAUUAUGCCCCAUAUGAUGCAGGAUAUCACCUCAGGGUCUGUGGCAGACAGCACCUCACCACCUCCCGGCAACAAUGAAGCUAUGUUCGGAUCGUCAAUUGCAUCUAUGUUCAUGGAUAAGAAAGCUGCUAAUUCGAUUCGAGCCCAAAUCGAGAUAAUACCAUGCAAGGUGUGUGGGGACAAGUCUUCAGGCGUCCAUUACGGAGUGAUCACCUGCGAAGGAUGCAAGGGUUUCUUCAGGCGGUCCCAGAGCACAGUGGUGAACUACCAGUGCCCGCGCAACAAGGCUUGUGUCGUCGACAGGGUGAACAGAAACCGGUGCCAGUACUGCCGCCUGCAGAAAUGCCUCAAACUCGGGAUGAGCCGUGAUGCCGUGAAAUUUGGUCGGAUGUCGAAGAAACAACGCGAGAAAGUGGAGGAUGAGGUGAGGUUCCACCGAGCUCAGAUGCGAGCCACCGCCGACUCCGCCCCUGACAGCGUCUACGAUGCCCAGCAGCAGACACCUAGCUCCAGUGACCAAUUCCACAGCCAUUACAACGGCUAUCCCGGUUACAGCUCACCGUAUAGUUAUAACAGCGCCGGACCCGCGCUCUCAGACAUGCCGAUCCAACCGCCGCCUGCGCAGACCCAGCAGUACGACGUCACAGACUACCGCGUCGACUCGACCACGUAUGAAACCAAGCCCACUGGUGGGUUCCUUGACGCUGAUUUCAUUGGGCAUGACGACCAGCAACAGAAAAGCACGACAAUCGUCCGACCUUCAGGCUCAACAUCAACCACGACAUCCACAUCAACAACCACCCUCAACACCAUCGACAUUUCCCGUACGAGAUCUGUCCAGGAGUUCGACAGAUAUAAGGAAACGCGCAUCCAGUCGCCAGCCUCUAUGACCAGCGUGAUUAACAUCAAGCAAGAAAUCAAACCGGAGACUUCGAUUGGCGUCGACAACUUAGUCGCGAGCUAUGUUGACUCUACGACAUUCUUGCACAGUCCUUCCACUAUCCAACACAGUCCAAUGGACAUACAAAAUUCUGUGUUAGUCAGUGGGCAAAGCUCUGUAUCCUUGACGAGCGACGAACUAAGCCCAGACGACCUGACCUCGAGUAGUGGACAUUCACGAUUAAUGGACCCGUUAAACAUGAAUAUGUCGGCUGCAAUGGGUAUGGUUAAUCCAAACGCAGUGACGAACAGAAGACAUCAGGGGUCGAGCCACAGUGGAAAUGAUGAGCUACCGUCGGAAGGCGACAUCAGUAAGGUGUUGGUAAAGAGUCUGGCAGAGGCGCAUGCAAAUACCAACCCUAAGUUGGAAUACAUACAUGAGAUGUUCCGAAAGCCGCCUGAUGUCUCCAAGCUGCUGUUUUACAACUCGAUGAGCUACGAGGAAAUGUGGCUGGACUGCGCAGACAAGCUGACAGGAAUGAUACAGAACAUAAUUGAGUUCGCCAAACUCAUCCCUGGGUUCAUGAAGCUCACGCAGGAUGAUCAGAUCCUGCUGCUUAAGUCUGGAUCAUUCGAGCUGGCAAUUGUGAGGCUGUCGCGGCUGAUAGACGUAAACAGAGACCAGGUGCUGUACGGAGACGUCGUGCUUCCCAUCCGGGAGUGUGUUCAUGCACGUGAUCCUCGCGACAUGGCAUUGGUGGUCGGCAUCUUCGACGCGGCGAAGACCAUCGCUCGGCUUAAGCUGACAGAGACUGAACUGGCUUUGUAUCAGAGCCUGGUGUUACUGUGGCCAGAACGGCACGGAGUCCGCGGCAACCCUGAGAUUCAGUGUCUGUUCAACAUGUCUAUGGCGGCCAUGCGUCACGAAAUCGAGACCAACCACGCGCCGAUCAAGGGUGACGUCACAGUACUAGAUACCCUACUCGCUAAAAUACCCACCUUCAGAGAACUAUCGCUGAUGCAUUUGGAGGCCCUCUGCCGCUUCAAAGCGGCCCACCCACACCACGUGUUUCCAGCACUGUACAAGGAACUCUUCUCUUUAGACAGUGUAUUAGACUACACUCACGGAUAAACAUUCAAUGAAAGUAUACAUAUAUAUCAUAUAUUGUCCAUGGACGUUACUUUCCCGAACUGUAGACUCUAUAGUUCCCCUUUCGCCGAUGAUUUUUUCACCGCGCGAACUAUAUUUUUCAAAGACUCGACAGCUAUUAUUUUGUCAAUAUAUAAAUGGAAUAUAUAUAUAAAAAUAAAGACACUUAUAUUUGUUAAUCUAUUUAUAAUAAUUGUAUGUAUGUACUCUGAGACUGUUAACGUAUAAGUACGUACGUACAAGAGAAUAUUUAAUGUUUUAUUUAAUUUGAAUCUAAGGUUAGGUGUCUUUAGGUUUUAUAUGUAUAUUAAUAUACGUAUUACACUGUUAUAUAUUUUUUUGUUGAACAACAAAAUUGUAGAGUGGUGGAAAUACGUGUACAUUGAUUUCGCGUUGUAUAUAUAAAUAUAUAAUCAAGUUUUUACGACUUUGUUGUAUAUGUGUAUAUGGACGCAGCGUAAUUUAAUAAUUAUCAUAAAGUGUAUCUAACUUUGAUGAAAAAAUAAUAAUUAUUAUUAUAUAAAGAAUAUAAUAAUAAUAGAAAUAGAGUUUUUAUUAAGAAAUAAAUAAAGGAGUUAUAAAUGAUGUAGCGUUAUAAAGAUCACACAAUUCUUUUAAGCGAAACGUUAAAAUAGGACAUUUUUUUAUAAUUUUUAACAGAUUUUUUUAAAGAAUCGUAACUUGUUAUUUAUUUCAAAUGAUUAUUAUUAUUGAUGUUUUUCUUCAAUGUAGAUGUCGGUUAAGUUGUAUUAUAAGAAUACAAAAUACUGCCCAAUUUUGUAAGUUUAUGUUGGCUUAUACAAUACGGAGCGAUGGAUUUUUCAAAAAGU
Molecule: messenger RNA, 3855 nt
Organism: Pectinophora gossypiella (pink bollworm)
Lineage: Eukaryota; Metazoa; Arthropoda; Insecta; Lepidoptera; Gelechiidae
Gene: Hr3
Product: probable nuclear hormone receptor HR3
Exons: 13
Coding region: 854-3007 (717 amino acids)
Biological process (GO): regulation of transcription by RNA polymerase II
Cellular component (GO): nucleus
Molecular function (GO): RNA polymerase II cis-regulatory region sequence-specific DNA binding; nuclear receptor activity; zinc ion binding
Source: RefSeq, a predicted model, not a curated record